CGCUCGGAUGUGAAGUAUCUCGCAGGCUCCAAGUUCCCAGAGAGGCGGCGACGCGGCCGAUGACAACAUUAGGCCGCGACGAGCUCCGGGCCGGGCGGUGGUGGGAGCGGUAGCCCGAGCGGCUGUGGCGUUAGGUUUUACCGCGCCACGAGCCGCAGCGAGAAUCGGGCAGAAGAGGGGAAGGCGGAGCCCGCCCUGGCCAGAGGACCGCGGACCCGGAGUUCCCGCCCCCCUCUCGUGCAGAGCCGGCAGCGUCUCCGCGGCAGCGAGCCAGCGCCCUCGGUCUGGGCUCGCGCCCUAGCUCCUGCGGGCUACAGAAGCCGAGAGAAGUUGGGGUCCGCCCGGGCGCGUGCAGGGCCCCGGAGGAACCGGCCCUCUGCUGCCCGCCUCUCCGGGGGCUCCGCACCGGAUUUUCAAAUUUACAGGAUGGCUAAAUAUUAAUGGAAAGAGAAGCAUAUACUUACCUUCUUUCACUAUGGAUGCAGGUUUGGCAGAUGGAGAACCUGAUCAAACUUCGAUCUUGCCAUAUUCAGAAGUUGCUGAAGUUCAAGAGACACUUCUUGGUGAUAGCAAAGAUGUCCUUGGGCCCUCAACUGUGGUAGCAAAUAGUGACGAAUCUCAACUUCUGACACCAGCAAAGAUGAAUCAGCGCCAAGGGAAAGAAGCUUAUCCAACGCCAACCAAAGAUUUGUAUCAGCCAUCUUUUAGUCCAGCAAGCCCUCAUAGUCAGGGUUUUGAAAGAGGAAAGGAAGACACUUCUCAAAAUAAAGAUGAAUCUUCACUUUCUAUGUCAAAGAGCAAGUCUGAAUCUAAACUUUAUAAUGGCUCAGAGAAGGAUAGUUCUGCUUCAAGCAAGCUCACAAAAAAAGAAUCUCUCAAGGUGCAAAAGAAAAAUUACCGAGAAGAAAAGAAAAGAGCCACAAAGGAGUUACUCAGUACAAUCACAGAUCCUUCUGUUAUUGUUAUGGCUGAUUGGUUGAAGAUUCGUGGUACUCUAAAGAGCUGGACCAAGUUGUGGUGUGUUUUGAAACCCGGUGUGCUACUGAUUUAUAAAACCCAGAAAAAUGGUCAGUGGGUAGGAACAGUCCUUCUGAAUGCCUGUGAAAUCAUUGAACGUCCAUCAAAAAAGGAUGGCUUUUGUUUCAAACUUUUUCAUCCUUUGGAGCAGUCUAUUUGGGCAGUGAAGGGUCCAAAAGGUGAAGCAGUUGGAUCUAUAACUCAGCCCUUACCUAGCAGUUAUCUGAUCAUCCGAGCUACUUCAGAGUCAGAUGGAAGGUGCUGGAUGGAUGCUUUGGAGUUGGCUUUGAAAUGUUCUAGUCUUCUUAAACGUACAAUGAUCAGGGAAGGAAAGGAACAUGACCUGAGCAUUUCAUCAGAGAGCACACAUGUGACUUUGUAUGGCUUAUUACGUGCUAACAAUCUCCACAGUGGUGACAACUUUCAGUUAAAUGAUAGUGAAAUUGAACGGCAACAUUUUAAGGACCAAGAUAUGUACUCUGAUAAAUCCGAUAAAGAAAAUGAUCAAGAGCAUGAUGAGUCUGAUAAUGAGGUGAUGGGAAAAAGUGAAGAAAGUGACACAGAUACAUCAGAAAGGCAAGAUGACUCUUAUAUCGAACCUGAGCCCAUUGAGCCUUUAAAGGAGACUACCUACACUGAACAGAGCCAUGAAGAACUCGGAGAGGCAGGUGAGGCUUCUCAAACAGAAACUGUGUCUGAAGAAAACAAAAGCCUUAUCUGGACCCUGCUGAAACAAGUCCGUCCUGGCAUGGACCUGUCCAGGGUAGUUCUGCCUACAUUUAUUUUGGAACCUCGUUCUUUCCUGGAUAAACUUUCAGAUUACUACUAUCAUGCAGAUUUCCUGUCUGAGGCUGCUCUUGAAGAAAAUCCUUAUUUCCGUUUGAAGAAAGUAGUGAAAUGGUAUUUGUCAGGAUUCUAUAAAAAGCCAAAGGGACUGAAGAAACCUUACAAUCCUAUACUUGGUGAAACUUUCCGUUGUUUGUGGAUUCAUCCUAGAACGAACAGCAAAACUUUUUAUAUUGCUGAACAGGUGUCCCAUCAUCCACCAAUAUCUGCCUUUUAUGUUAGUAACCGAAAGGAUGGGUUUUGCCUUAGUGGUAGUAUCCUGGCUAAGUCUAAGUUCUAUGGAAACUCAUUAUCUGCAAUAUUAGAAGGAGAAGCACGAUUAACUUUCUUGAAUAGAGGUGAAGAUUAUGUCAUGACAAUGCCAUAUGCUCAUUGUAAAGGAAUUCUUUAUGGCACAAUGACAUUGGAGCUUGGUGGCAUAGUCAAUAUUACAUGUCAAAAAACUGGAUACAGUGCAAUACUUGAAUUCAAACUAAAGCCAUUUCUAGGUAGUAGUGACUGUGUUAAUCAAAUAUCAGGGAAACUUAAAUUGGGAAAAGAAGUCCUAGCUACUUUGGAAGGCCAUUGGGAUAGUGAAGUUUUUAUUAAUGACAAAAAGACUGAUAAUUCAGAGGUUUUCUGGAAUCCAACACCAGACAUUAAGCAGUGGAGAUUAAUAAGGCACACUGUAAAAUUUGAAGAGCAGGGGGAUUUUGAAUCAGAGAAACUCUGGCAGCGGGUAACUCGAGCCAUAAAUGCUAAAGACCAAACGGAAGCUACUCAGGAGAAGUAUGUUUUAGAAGAAGCUCAAAGACAAGCUGCCAGAGACCGGAAAACAAAAAGUGAAGAAUGGAUAUGCAAGUUAUUUGAGCUUGAUUCGCUCACGGGGGAGUGGCAUUACAAAUUUGCAGACACUAGACCAUGGGAUCCACUUAAUGAUAUGAUACAGUUUGAAAAAGAUGGUGUUAUCCAGACCAAAGUAAAACAUCGCACUCCAAUGGUUAGUGUCCCAAAAAUGAAACAUAAGCCAACCAGGCAACAGAAGAAAGUGGCAAAAGGCUAUUCCUCCCCAGAACCUGAUAUCCAGGACUCAUCUGGAAGUGAAGCUCAGUCAGUAAAACCAAAUACAAGAAGAAAGAAAGGGAUAGAACUGGGAGACAUUCAAAAUUCCAUCGAAUCUAUAAAACAAACACAGGAAGAAAUUAAAAGAAAUAUUAUGGCUCUUCGAAAUCAUUUAGUUUCAAGCACACCUGCCACGGAUUAUUUUCUGCAACAAAAAGACUACUUCAUCAUUUUCCUCCUGAUUUUGCUUCAAGUUAUAAUAAACUUCAUGUUCAAGUAGAAGUUCCUUACAGUUGAAUCAAUGACCUGGAAUGAUCAGAUUUGGCCUGGGACCAAAUGUUCAAGUUGCUUUGGUCUUUAUUAAAACGUCACAAUAUUUCUAAAACAAAAAUCUUAGAGAUAAAUGUAGAGGUGUUGACCUUUCAUACAUUUUAUUCUUAAUCUGAAAUAAGAACUAUUGGUUAUUAAAGUGAGCUAUGUGUUAAGUGCCAGAACAUUUCUAGCUUUUGUGACAAUGUGUUUACAUGUGAGUAUGAUAAAUCCACAUGUAUACACAAUUGUGUCUUAUGUAUAUCUGACAGUAGUCUUUGUAUUCUAUAGUAUGUUCUGAGAUAUAGCAUUAACAUUCUUAUGAAAUAUAUAUAGCAGUCUCUUUUCUUCAUAAAACAGGCACAAGACUUAUCCAUAAGGAAUUACAGAAUGGGAAAUGAUGGCAUAAUAGACAUCAGUAGUUCAAAACAUGGUCCUGUUAAAAAAAAAAAUCAUUUCCAAAGCACCCAGAUCAAUUGUCUUCUUAGAAAUAGCAAGAACAAAGUGUAGUCAAAAUUGAUGUACUGAGAGAGACAAGAUGGAAAAUUGCUUUUUAAAAAGUUUACACGUGAUUUUUUUUAACCCCUAGAAUUUAAUAUUUGUAGAUAAAAGUAUAAGUGUAUGUGUGUAUAUCAAUAUAAAGAAUUGGUAUGCAGCUAUUUGGAUCUGUUCAUUAUGUCUUUUCUUAUACCUAUACAAUACCACCUUAAGCACUUGCUUAAAAAAGUCUGGUCAAAAUUUAUUGCUGUUCUUUUUUCUUAUUUUUGUUUUUUGUAACUCCAUUGGUCCAAUAGCAUAUGCCAAAUUCUGGACAUGUUUAUAGGGCAUAUGAAAUUCUGAUAAUUUAUGUUUCUUUCAUUAUGAAACACGUACUUUAGCUUUCAUUUAGAUCCUAGUGUGUUCAGUGAACAAAUAGAAAAAAUUACAGCCAAUAUUUUAUUUCAAAAGCCAAAAGAGAGAAAGGCGAUAAGAAAGGACACUUUGUGUGGUAGCAUUUACAUGUACAUUAAAAUUGGUUUCUUUAAAGUGUGCAAUAAGUUGAGCAUUUAAGAAGAGCAUCAAGUUCUGAAGUUUAAUUCCUUAUUCUCUUCCUCUGAGCAGCUUCAUUCUGUGAUAAAACCACAAUUAUUGAAGAUUUUUUUUGUUCAGGCUCAGGCAAACAUUUUCCUAAUUUGGGGGGUAAUAUUUUUACUUUUUUCAUAAAUAUUUACAUUCCUCAGAAGCAAUUUUUGCAAAUGUAGGUAAGCUUAUGAACAUGUUUUCCUAAGAUAGGUCUCAGAAUCCUGAAAUAUAGAUUUCAAAAUGGCUAUUAAUAAAAAUAAAAUAAUAACUUCUGGCUACAUUUGCCUUUGAUUAAGAAGAGAUGUGAGACACUAGCAAGAUUACAAUCGACUGUUUAUGCCAUGAUAAAUAUAAAAUCAAGGAAUGAUUGCUAAAUUGCAAAAAUGGAAAGUGAUGAAAAAGAGCCUGCUUUUUUCCCUCUAAUAUAGCUAUCUUAAGUAGCCUGAGGUUUUAAAAAGAGCCAUUUCCCAUGUAGUUUUGGCAAAAUAAUGCUGUAUUCCAUAUGUACAUGCAAAAACAUUUUUUUAAUUAACUGAAAUAUAAAUAAGAUAUGCCUACACUUGGUGUAAGUAUAGGUAUAAUAUGACUACACAAAACAGGUUGGAUCUCUUGGUAUUUCAUACUUGUCAAUAUAAUUUUUGUCCUUACUUUCUGUUACCAAUGUUGUAUGCUCAACGGCCUAUUCAUUGAUAGAUGAUAUUUUGUAAAUAUUGUACAAUUUGAUCCUUUUUAUGGUUUAAAUUAGUAUUUAUAUCAUAUAUAAGAUGAUUGGCUGAUCACAAAAAUCAUUUCAUCAUUAAAUCCUGAAAACUUAUUUUAAAUUUUUUGUUGAUAACCCCACUUUGGGGUUUUAAUCUUACCUACUUGUGUAUUAUUUUCAUGUGGUCUAAAUAGUGUUUUAUUUGUAUAGGUAUCUUCUAGGACUGGAAAGGUAAUUAUUUUCUUUUUUUAAGGCAAUGUUUUAGGUUCUUUACUCAAGUCAAAACUAUUUCAUGAAAAAGAGCAGGGUUACUCAUGACUGUUUCUUAUACACUGAAAGCAUGUAUCUAAUCGAUGGUCUUAUGCUUUUAGUUGUAUGAGUUCCUUUCUGUGAACUGAACACGAAACUCAGGAAUUGGUGGCUUAGUUUUAGAUCAGUGCUUAUACUAGGCUUAGAAUGUGAAUCCUUUAAAACACAUAAUUAACUUUGUAUGUAGCCAUAUAUGUAAUUGACUUUGAAUGUUCUCUACCUGAAAUUAAUAUUCCUUCAAACAUGGAUUCAUAAAAAUUGUGAUUACAGUUCCCAAUUUUCUGAGAAUCUCAUAACAAUUUCUAGGAUUUAAGAUCUUAUGACCACUUUUUUUUCAUUUGAUCAAAAAUUUUAUUUUUUCACAGGAAAUUUUAGAUAGUAAUAAUUAUUGACAUUUGCAAUUGUUUUGGUUAUUAAAUGUGCUAUGCCUUCAAUUAUCUACCACUUAGUGGGGUGUAGCUGGCCCAGGAAUAGACAGUAAAUAGGGCAUGUAAAACAAGUAAUUUUCAGCAAUAGAUAUUUUAUUUGUAUUUCAUGUUAGUACUUUUUUGUAUCACUUGUAAAGGUACAGUGUAGUCUUUGUCACCAUUCCAUUGAAAAAGUUGGCCUUGUAAAAUACAACACUCAUUUAGUAUUCACGCUUUUGUGCCUUUAACAAAAUACUUUUUGUUAUUUUUGUGUUACAGAACUCUCCAGUAUAAUUCAAAGUGUUUAUAGGCUUACUUGUCAUAAAGGGUCAUUUCUCUGUGUCAUUUUAUUUCCUUUUAUAUAGCUCUAGUAUAAACAGUAAUGCUGUACUUUUAUAAGGGUUUGUCUAUUUAACUAUUUCAAAUAUAUUCAUUCUCAGAUAUCAUUGAAGUAGACGUGUCAGAGUAUUCUGAGUAUUGUAAACAGUGCCUUUUUGAUGGAAUUCACACUGUUUUGGGUGUCAACUUGUGCCAUAUACACAUAAAAUUCUGUAGAAGGCAGUUUUAACUUUUUGAAGAAUAUCUUAGUCAAAUAUUUAAGAAAAUAAAUGUAUAAAAUUCCCUUUUUUCCAGUGUUUAGCAUUUCUGAUGAGUAAUGAAUAUAUUUUGGGGUUUUUUGGGGUUGAUAUACAGUGAUGAUGGCAAUAUUGAUGAGCCAUACAUGAUGCUGUAGAUUUUGAAUUAUGUUAAAUGUACAGAAAUAAAAUACUAAUAUUAGCAUUUAUACCAAAUUUUCCAAUUUGAAACAAUAAGGGGUAACACCAUACAAAUCAGUAAGUUUACAUUUCAACUUCUAUCUCAUUUGACUACAUGGAUAAAGAAAUUCUUUAAAAUGUGUAAUCUGCCACUAUUAUGUAAUUUGGUUUCAUUUUGUUUACAUACAGUGUGUGAAUUUAGUAUAUUUAAGUUACUUUUUGUGACUCUUUAACAUACUGUUUGUUUUGUUAGUUUUUAAUUGGAGAUGGACUGUUAAAAUUGUAUAAGACCAGUGUCUCCUUCAUAUGAUUAACAUAUUUAGAAGAGCCACAAGAAACCCAUGACAAAAUGAAUGUGAAUAUACUUUCUAAAAUGUUUAGAAAAUAUUAUCUUUUUGCAUUUAUCAUGUAAAAUUAUUUUAGUAUUAUAAUAUUGAAAUUUAUUUUAAAAAUGCCAUGAAACAUUUAAACUGAUGAGCCACAGAACUUCAGUUGAAAAUUUUUUCACUUUUUAGCAUGCUAAAUAUACAUCUAAGUUAAAUAUACUGUUGAAUGGCCAUUUAUAAAUUCAAACACUACCACUGGUCAGUUUUGUAUAAUAGAAAAAAAGUAUGUUAUCUGCAGUGUAAGUACAGCACACUGUCAAAUCCUUUCCCUAAGGUGCAUAGUAGAUGUACAGAUAGUCAUAGGCAACUGUUUUGUAAUGUAUCACAUUUCUAAUCUGUUAUUCCUAAUAACCUAUUAUAAAUGUUUGCAGAGACAAAAGAAUUGAAUUUUUCUAAUCUGUAAAAUUAUGCUAACUUCUACAUGUAGGUAUUCUGAAUAAAAUUCUUAAAAAGA
Molecule: messenger RNA, 7286 nt
Organism: Lutra lutra (Eurasian river otter)
Lineage: Eukaryota; Metazoa; Chordata; Mammalia; Carnivora; Mustelidae
Gene: OSBPL8
Product: oxysterol binding protein like 8
Exons: 26
Coding region: 476-3184 (902 amino acids)
Cellular component (GO): cytosol; intracellular membrane-bounded organelle; membrane
Molecular function (GO): cholesterol binding
Source: RefSeq, a predicted model, not a curated record